GAUACGAAUGUAAUUAAAAUAUUACAACAUAGGAAAUAUUAAGAAAAGGAGGCAUGAAUAUACAUAAAUUGACAGCAUAUGAUGGAGAAAAAUUAGACACUGAUUUUAAAAUAAAUCAUGGAGAAAAAUAAUUAUUGGAAAAAUGUCUCUGUCGAUUGAAAAUUUAGUCUUCAUGGAUGCCAAGAUGCCCAAUUUCUUUGAGAGUCUGAACAAAAUAAACAUUCUUGCGGAAAAAAUUAGUAAACAGAAACCGAUAAAGAUAAAAUCAGGACCGCAUGAAAAUUCUUUCUGGACACUUCGAAUAUUGAUAAUAUUUUUCAAGCUCAUCGGUCUCGCCACAUUCGCCCAUCGUAUCGUCGUGCAGAGAAAGAAGAAGUCGUGCACAUUUCAAUAUUCCGAAAUCGGGAUAAUCUACAACGCCGUGCUCAUCACCUUAAUGAUCUCUUCGAACUAUCUGUCGAUACCGUACAGAGUUAAUAUGGAGUAUGAGAACAAGACCAACUUGACGGUGGGCAUCGAGAUUUUGCAAACGAUACUCGGCACCGUGGUGAUCUGCACGAUUCUGCUCAGCUUCUGCAUCGACCAGAAAUCUCUGGUGCGAAUCGCCAAUCGGUUGAUGGCCAUCGAGCACGAGAUCGACUAUCUGUACCGACUGUAUCCUCCGCUGCGACGACAGCGUGUCCUCUGUACUGUGGUCAUCAUCUACAUCUUAAAGGGUUGCCUACUGAUCGUGCUGAUGGUCACCGAUGUCAUAGCUUUCCAGUCGACCCCGAUUUCUUGGUUGACGGACAUAUUGCCGACGUUUCACGUAGGCUGGUUGAUAAUGCAGUACUUCCUGCUAGUCACCAUCAUUCAGGCAAACUUAGCUGAUGUGAACCGAGCGAUACAGAGUCUGUCCAAGGUCAGCACGUCGGAUCAGCGACCGCAGUCGCUCUGUCAGACGCGCCGCAUCGUCGUCAGCAAUUCCACCAUUCAUCAACUGUUGCAGCUGCGAGAUGCGCACUGCCACCUCUGCGAGAUCUCUCAGGACGUGUCGGACUUCUACUCACUGCCAAUACUGUUUGGCAUCUCUUUCCUCUUUUUGACACUUAUAUACAACGGCUAUUAUCUUCUCUCGCCUCUGUUGAUGUCCGACGAGGUUUUAGAGUACGAAGUUUUCAGUAAUACCGUCUUGUGGUUAAUAUUCUUAAUGUAUCCCAUUUCUCUCUUCACCAACAGGAUUACUAAAAUAUUGAAAGAGAUGGAAAAAACGGGCAAUGUGGUGCAUAAUCUCUUAAGUUGCACGAUUGGCAAAGAGGCGAAGUCAGAGCUCAAGCAAUUUUCGCUUCAACUGCUACAUCGCAAGAUACAGUUCACAGCUAGCGGAUACUUCGUGCUCGAUAACACUUUCCUCCAUUCGCUGGUCGGUACAGUAGCGACGUAUCUGGUGAUACUUGUGCAAUUUCAAAUGGGAAGCUCGUGUUCGUCAAAACCGCACUGUAACUGUACACGAGAAGAUUCGCUAAACACAACGUAACAACAAGGUGCGGAUAAUAACAAACAUAAAUAUUUUGAUCUCAAUUAAGUGAUAUCGAUACGCAAACGAUAAUUGCGGCUUUGUAACUUCCUAAUACAUGUACAAAUACGAUUAAUUCUGACUACAAAACUAGAGGAUGAAGGAGUAAAUGUAUAUUGUACAUAAAUUACAUAUAAUUAUCAAUUAAUUUAUUAAUUAUACAUCAUGUCAAUUAGACUUUAAUGGCGCCCACUACACAGUACAAUGACAGAAUGGAAUUCUAGUACAAAUUUCUCUAAUGUGAACUUUCUUCUUUGAUGCUUUCAUUCGCUGCUUGUUAUCUUUCUCAAAAAAAAAAAGAUCGUAGCUAUCAGUACACCGCAUCUUAUAUCGCAGAUCACGCUUUACCUUUACACCGGCUUGGAAAUGUUUCAGACAAGUUUCGUCGCCAUUAAUGACGAUCAUUAAUUCUCGCACAAGUACGAAGUUCGUUUCACAAUCUCGUCCGGCUUUAGCGUAGGCCCACGUUUACAGAUGUGAUUUUCUAACGGAAAACAGUAGCAAACCUUUCAACAUAUUAAUUCAAGAUAACACAGCACAGUUUAGAGGUACAUAACAGGCAUUAACUACUUUCCUUGUCAGCUCGGAAACUAAUUUCCGACCUUCUCUACCUAAUCACAACCAAUUAAUACUACGUCGGCGAUUAUAGCCCGUUCGCCAUCGCUGAUUUCGCUGCGAUACGCGUGAAAUUAAUCAACGCAUCGAAGAUCACCGUUGCAACGCAUCGACACACAUAUCAUACAUACAUUUUUUAUUAGAUACUUUAUAUUUUACAUUACAUUCGUCAAUUUAAUAUUUGCACGUUUAUUCUCGCAUCUAAGAUUAUGGCACGCCUUUCCAGAUUCCUUCUUAAUUGUUCGGUUACGAUACGAUAUUCUGGAUUCUAAUUGUUGCAUCAUACUACAUACAUUGAUAUUGCAAUUUCCGUUUUUACAAACAGAUUUUACGCAUGACUUUAAGCGGCUCAGAUACGCGCGAGCGCGCACUUUCUUUUCUUAAAAAUAUACUUAAAAGUACGCACAGUUAUACUUUCCAGCGCAAUAUAUGUUUCAUAUUAUUUUAUAUAUAAUUUCUGUAGGUCUUCCCUUGAGCAUUCCUACAUAUUUAAACGAUAUAUAUUGUGAGACGUAAUUUUAGCAUUGGGUCCAUAUUGAAACAUGUUUUCUCAAACUACUGGUUAGCAAAAUGUCCGUAUAAAAAAAUAUAUCGUGAACGUUUCAGCUAAUUUUUCAAUUUUGUAAAAAUUUUAUACGAAUAUUUAUGUCUUGAAUGAUUGUAUUUUAUUGAUUAGCCGAAUUGAGAAGCUAAUUUGUUUACGAAUAAAAUCUGUGAUCAUCGAUAGAGAUCUGUUCCAAAUCGUUUGAGAACAAAUUUUAUCAUUUCUCAUCUUAUUGUUCGUAUGUUUUGGACUGGCUUGUACAAGUUACUUAUUAAUGUGAAUAUUCUGUCUGUUUAGUACAAAAAAUUCUAAAAUCAAUAAUCUCAAUUAUUACAUUUAUUUUAUGCAAAUUUAACAUAAUUAGCUGCA
Molecule: messenger RNA, 3083 nt
Organism: Linepithema humile (Argentine ant)
Lineage: Eukaryota; Metazoa; Arthropoda; Insecta; Hymenoptera; Formicidae
Product: putative gustatory receptor 28a
Biological process (GO): chemosensory behavior; sensory perception of taste; male courtship behavior
Cellular component (GO): axon; dendrite; neuronal cell body
Source: RefSeq, a predicted model, not a curated record